Molecule: messenger RNA, 1986 nt
Organism: Fusarium coffeatum
Lineage: Eukaryota; Fungi; Ascomycota; Sordariomycetes; Hypocreales; Nectriaceae
Exons: 2
Coding region: 1-1986 (661 amino acids)
Source: RefSeq, a predicted model, not a curated record
AUGACAUUCUCGCUCACGACAAAAAUACUGCUCGUCAGCCUCGUAUGCCUCCUCUUCGCGGGCCGCGCCUCAGCCUUUGGCGCUGGCGAAGUGGCGGGAACUAGCUCCUUCAACGGCUACGUCUGGCGACAUGGAGACAUUGCUGAGGCGCUGCGGUAUUUGCCGGCAAGUUUUAUUACGCACUAUCGUUUCACUGCACUUGAGCGACGGCAGAUUUAUUUCGGCAAUUGGUUGAGAGACUUUUCACAAAUUAUUGAUACGACGGGCCUUGAGACGGUACCGGAGCCCGUGUUGAGAGCCAUCGUGAGCAUUUUGGGGUUCAUGGAAUUUGGGUUUGCGACCGAUGAGUUUGACGUCACGCGUGAGAGGUUGGGUUGUUACACGCACGUUGAGCAUAUCGAUAACCCAAAAGGCUAUCCCGAUAAUGCGAAAGAUGUCGAUGAGAGGCUUCGGGGGCCUGUUGAUCCUAGGGAACUCGAGUUCGAUCCCAAGACGGGCAUGAAAAAUUACAUCGCCAAUUCUGGACACGGUUGGGAUACAUCAGCUGAUUACGUCACACGCGAACUUCGCGAAUGCAUCCGACUCGGCCGCGACAAGGACCCGAAAUCUAAGAAGGAAGCUUUCAUUCACCUUGGCGCUGCGCUGCAUACUCUUGAGGAUUUCUCAGCGCACAGCAAUUUCACCGAACUUUGUCUGCUGGAACUCGGCGAGACGGAUGUUUUCCCCUUUGUGGGCGAUGCGUGUCGCGUUCAGACGCCUGGUUGGAGAGGAAAGAUGGUGCCACCCAUUGUGACAGGAACCUUUGGCAUGCUUGAUAUCUUUCACAGUCUUUUGGGCGAGGCGGAUGACAUGGCUGUUCUUCAAUGCAAGGGAUCGCUGGAGAACCUGGAAAAUGAAAUGAACAUCGGAGAAAUCGCGUUUCAGCAUCUAUACGAUCUUCUCAGAGCUGCCAUCGAAGCACUGAGCAAGCUUGCUUCCAACAGCACAAUUCAUGAUCCUAUUCUGCAGCAACUCGAAAGCGUUGGUGUUCUCUUCCAAAAGGCAGAAGAGUCCAAGAAGGGCAGCACAACAGCCGAAAGCAGCCUUGACGCCAACAACCUUUGGCAGACCAUCGAGCCCAUCUUCUACCUCCACGAUCGCAUCAAGAAGUGGAUCCAGGAACGAACCGAGACGCACGACGAUGAGCCGCUAUCUGAGGACUCGAGCACGCAGUUGGGCAAGUACACGGAUCAACUUGUGUUCAAGUACUUGAGUCUCAUGAUUGAGAGUUCCAUCAUGCAACUGCGUAAUGCGCUCAAGGCGGCCAAGGAACGCGUCGACGCGGAAGCUGCGAAAUCUACCUCUGCAGAAGUUUACCUUGAUGGGGAAGGGUCUGACCCGAGUCAUUCUGAUAUUUCGAAAGAUCACUUCAGCAACGUUCUCAACCAACCAGCAGGUCUUGUUUCGACUGUUACUACCAACUGGACUACACAGCAGGUUGUCAAGUGCUGGGACGAUCCCUUCCGAGACGAAGAAGAAUCUAUUCGCCAGAUCUUGACCAUCAUGCAUCACCCCGCCUUUCCGGGUCGUCACAAAACAGCUAUCCAGAAGUACAUGUUCACAGCUGUCGAAGAAUGGUGGAACCAUAACACUGCCUCUGAAAAGGACACAAUCCGAGGCAUGCUCACCAAAGAGAGCGUACGCAACCGACAGCACGAGAACCACACUCUCACAUUGAAAGACCUAGAAGGCAAACGCAAGGGAGUUGCGGAAUUUCCCGGCUCUAGACCCAAGCUCAAGCAGAAGCCCGCAAAGCCGUCGCCGUUGACCUGGGUUGUCGGUACGGCGAAGAGUGAUGCCAAGUAUUUGUUUGGCGCUUUGAAAAGAGGAGCGAGAGAUCCCGUUGGGGCAGUCUGCUUCGUGGGCGGCGGCGUAUAUAUGCUCUUUGUGCAGAUAUUCCUGAUUAUUACUGGUGUUUUCGGGCUUUGGAAAGCGAAGAGGGAUUAA